This is a messenger RNA of Dreissena polymorpha, 3718 nucleotides long. RefSeq names its product sodium- and chloride-dependent neutral and basic amino acid transporter B(0+)-like. The record is from RefSeq and is a predicted model, not a curated record. The transcript has 13 exons. Gene Ontology annotation, molecular function: L-amino acid transmembrane transporter activity. Lineage: Eukaryota; Metazoa; Mollusca; Bivalvia; Myida; Dreissenidae. Bases 403 to 2415 code for a protein of 670 amino acids. Gene Ontology annotation, biological process: sodium ion transmembrane transport. Gene Ontology annotation, cellular component: membrane.
UACACCGCAAACAUGAUGUAGUUUAUCUUUUCAAUUUUAUUUAACGCUUUAUUCACUCUGCAGGUCAAUUCUUACAACAGUAAAAGACUCACGGUAAAACGUUAUGGUAGGAUUGCUUUACGUGGACUUGUUUGUGUUAACGUUAUGCCUCACUGAAUAUUAAAUUCCGUCAUUCGACGUAAAUGUUCGAAGCACAUACCGAAUCGAGAAAAUCGGCGUAAUCUUGAAUUGAGGCCUGUAUAUAUAAACCGUAGUCUUAAACUUCAAUACAAAUAUUGUUUGUGCAUGUGAGUGUUUUGAUUUUAAUUAUUCUGCGAAUCUUAGGACGAAGUGUAAUUGUUUACCUGUAAAGGCUUUGGCCAUUGCGUACGUAUUCCAUAUACAAACGACAGGACUCGGAAAAUGGGAAAUAAGAAUAAAAAGGAAAACGGAGACACAAAACCGCCCCCUUACGCCGCCAGCCAAAGCAAUCCAUCAUUGCACACUGACGUAGAAAAAGAGUUCAAGGUCGAGGAGGAAAUCGAGCGAGGGGAAUGGACCAACAAGGCAGAGUUUCUUCUUUCUUGCAUAGGCCUCUCCGUUGGCCUGGGAAACGUUUGGCGAUUCUCAUACCUGGCGUAUGAAAAUGGCGGAGCUGCCUUUGUCAUCGCCUACAUAAUUCUGCAGAUCCUGAUCGGCAAGCCUAUGUAUAUGAUGGAGCUCAUAGUGAGCCAAUAUUGUGGACGAGGCCCAACCGGUAUAUGGGCCAUGAACCCCUGUGCGAAAGGUAUUGGUAUCUCCAUGGGAGUUAUAUCUCUGGUCGCCUCAACCUACUACAACGUGAUCGUAUCAUAUACACUGUAUUACCUCUUUGCCUCAAUGCAGAAGGUUUUGCCAUGGACAACGUGCAGAGAUGAAUGGCUUGACUAUGGUUGCGUUGAAAAGACCACCCGCAAACUUGAAACCUGUACCGGCAAUGCAACCCUUGAUAUGGUUGAUAAAUGCCUGUGCCAUACAACAAACUACACUUUCAAUGAGGGUCUUACGGUCAAUUGCACCAACACCACCAACACGGCAGUUGCUGAAUUAUAUUUCUAUAAAAUGUUUGCUUUACAUUUUACCAUUUACAAACGGCUAUACCAUGUAUUGACUUCUUCCAGCAAAACGGUAAUACAGAAGGCCCCUAAUAUGUAUCCCUCGGAUAUGGCAGCCCCCAUCUGGCAACUGGCCCUUUGUCUCCUCCUGGGAUGGAUUAUUGUAGUUGUGUGCCUUAUUAAAGGGAUCAAGUCCUCUGGAAAGGUUGUGUACUUCACUGCAACGUUCCCGUACGUGAUCCUGAUCAUCCUUCUGGUCCGAGGUUGUCUGCUGGACGGUGCCAUCGACGGCGUUAAAUACUUCAUCGUACCCGAGUGGAGCAAACUGGCCACAUUAGACGUGUGGGCGGCUGCAGCCGGUCAGAUGUUCUUCUCGCUAUCUGUGGCAUUCGGAGGUAUCCUCAUGUUCGGAAGCUACAACAAAUUCAAGAACAACGUCUAUGGUGAUGCGUUGAUAAUAAGCUCAAUGGACCUCAUCACUAGUAUCAUUGCUGGUUUUGUCGUCUUCACCAAUCUCGGUGGCAUGGCCAAAGCGAUCGGAGUGAGUGUGCAGGACGUGGCAAAGGGAGGUUAUGGUCUCGCCUUCGUUGCCUACCCCGAGGCUCUCUCCAAGUUGCCACCCAAUCAGCUAUGGUCCAUCCUAUUUUUUUUCAUGUUGUUUACACUCGGUCUUGAUAGUCAGUUUGGCUUCUUGGAAACCACUCUUGUCUGUAUCCAAGACGAAUUUCCGCAACUCCGGAAGUACAAGACCCACAUGUGCAUUGGUUUCGGUGUCGCGUUGUAUUUAAUUGCCCUACCAUGCAUCACGAACGGCGGGGACUAUGUGGUGACGUUGCUAGAUUUCUUUGGUGCAGAUUUCUCCGUACUCUUCAUAGCUGUGUGUGAGAGCAUUGCUAUCAUGUGGGUGUACGGAGUCAAGCGGUUUAUGAAGGAUUGCGAAUACAUGCUUGGACAUGCGCCACGUCCGAUGUACUUCUGGGCUUUUUGUUGGUCCGUUUGUGCUCCUUUUCUUACUGGGGCACUGUUCCUCUACCGAAUGAUUAAAUUUAAGUCCCCGGAAAUAACCAAAGGUGUUCCUUACCCACUGUUUGCCCGGGGAAUUGGAUUCGCCCUCACCGCUUUGGUACUCAUUCCGAUACCCCUCACGUUCCUCUACACAUUCUUUACCGCCAAAGGUACCGUGUUCGAACGCCUACGGACGAUUACCACCCCUGAUGACACCUGGGGACCAAACGACGGUAGUAUGAAACACCGUCUGGUCAACACUGUUGAGAUGGUCGCGAAACAUGGCAUUGACAACCCUGAAGUCGUUGCUAAAGGAGACGUUUAUACGCAUUUGUAAUUGGAUUGGUUGAAAAGCCUUGCCUUUCAUAUACAAUAUCCGACUCGUCUGAUAUCACAUGCUAGUAUUUCCAGGAUGUCGGUCACGAUACUGUAUUCCUUUCAUAUACAAUAUCCGACUCGUCUGAUAUCACAUGCUAGUCUUUCCUUGGAGCUGGCUAAAAACGACUUACAGAUUAUUGUAUCCUAAUUUGAAACGGCCGAUUGGUUAACUCGAGUAGAGCUCUUUUUUAGAUGAAGAUAACAUCCUUUCAACUUCAACCAUAUUUAGUACUAUUUUAUAUUAAAAAGUACAUAUUAAGCCAUACUUUGUGUAACGUAAUGUACAUUAUAAUUGUACAUUAUAAUAUAUAAAGGAACAUAUAAAUGAACGUAAUAAUAUAUAUAAUAACAGAAUUUAUCUCAUUGUACAUUAAUGUGUUGUUAUUGUCGUGUUAUUGUUGUAUAAACAAACUAAUUUAGGAAAUAGAAUCUUCGGGUAGGAUGUAAUGAAAUUUGAAUGUGUAACGUAAUGUACAUUAUAAUUGUACAUUAUAAUAUAUAAAGGAACAUAUAAAUGAACGUAAUAAUAUAUAUAAUAACAGAAUUUAUCUCAUUGUACAUUAAUGUGUUGUUAUUGUCGUGUUAUUGUUGUAUAAACAAACUAAUUUAGGAAAUAGAAUCUUCGGGUAGGAUGUAAUGAAAUUUGAAAAAUUGAUUAUGGAGAUAUGGUUUCAUUUCUCCAAUGUAAUUCAAUUAUCGGGAACAUAGGUUGAUUUGUCUAUAGCCCUUUAUUAACAAUUCGGCUAGUACAUAACAAACCCCAAUUCAGAUAUGGUAUAUAAUGAAAUUUAAAUAAUGGAAAUAUCCAAUUUCCCAAUGUACAUAACAAAUGCAAGUUCGGAUUGAAUGUAUAUCUUAAGGGUAUCGGGGUUUACGUAAUUGAUUAUAGGAGCGUUAGGUUUCACACUACUAAUGUGGUUUGUCCAUAAGAGAACACCUGGUUAUAUGAUCAAGUAUGUUAAUGAAAUAAGGUCUCCUAUUCACAAUGGUUAUUAUCCACACAUGUUCAUCACGAAUGUAUUGGUCAAACGUGAUAAUUGUAUAUUGCACUUUUCUACUGUAACAUGUGGUACAGGCAUGAGCCGUCCAUCUUAUCAACAAGGGUUAUUUGAAGGGGUGGGUUUAGAAAAUCGUCCGAAGAGAAGAGUCAACCAACCAAAAAUGGAAUAAGAGAUAUCUUAAUUUUAUGAUUAUUUUGAUGAGAAUAAAAUGCUGUGUGUUUGUUGUAAGAUUUAUUCUGCACCUCAGAUCUAUAGAACACU